Molecule: messenger RNA, 1134 nt
Organism: Amaranthus tricolor (Joseph's coat)
Lineage: Eukaryota; Viridiplantae; Streptophyta; Magnoliopsida; Caryophyllales; Amaranthaceae
Product: gamma carbonic anhydrase-like 2, mitochondrial
Exons: 2
Coding region: 127-921 (264 amino acids)
Source: RefSeq, a predicted model, not a curated record
UGUCACCGGUGACCGGUCUACUCUUUCGAAAUCAUAACACCGCAAAACACACCCUGUCCGCUGCCCUUUGAAGAAAACCCGUAUUCAGGCUCCACAAUACAAACUCUCUUUUCCUGUACUUCAACAAUGGCGACGUUAGCUAGAUUUUCAAGAAAAACCCUAAAACUUAUUCCCUCGUUUUCAAUCUCCCCUCAACAACACAAUCACCACCGUCCUCUCCGCUCUUUUUCAUCGGCCGCCUCCGCCGCCGUGGAAACUCACCAGCAAUCUCCGAAGCGAGAGAUAGUUGAAAAUCCAGAUCGAGUGAAGUGGGACUAUAGAGGACAGAGAUUGAUGAUUCCUUUAGGUCAAUGGAACCCUAAAAUCGCUGUUGAUGCCUAUGUUGCUCCUAAUGUUGUCCUUGCUGGUCAGGUUACUGUCUGUGAUGGUGCUUCCGUUUGGAAUGGCUCUGUUCUUCGCGGUGAUCUCAACAAAAUCACUGUUGGAUUUUGCUCUAAUGUUCAGGAAAAGUCUGUUCUUCAUGCUGCCUGGUCUUCUCCUACAGGUCUACCGGCUGAGACAUCUAUCGAUAGAUUUGUGACUGUUGGUGCAUACUGUCUCCUAAGAGCAUGCUCAAUUGAGCCGGAAUGCAUCAUAGGACAACACUCAAUUCUAAUGGAAGGUUCUUUGGUUGAAACUCAUUCAAUACUCGAAGCGGGUUCUGUGGUUCCUCCAGGAAGAAGGAUUCCUACUGGUGAACUCUGGGCUGGUAAUCCAGCCAGAUUUGUGAGAACCUUGACUCAUGAAGAGACCCUUGAGAUACCUAAGCUGGCCGUUGCAAUCAAUGACCUGAGCAAAAGUUACUUCUCGGAGUACCUUCCAUAUUCGACGGUAUAUUUGGAGGUUGAGAAGCUAAAGAAGAAGUUGGGGAUAAAUAUUUGAAAUUUUUUUUUUUUUGGUUUAGGAGAUUUUCGUGUUUCAUCUCUGAAAUAAGCCAAGUAUCAUGACUCAAGUAACAUGAUUUUUGCAUUGUAUUCACUAAUGAUUUUGCCGUGUUCAUUAAUUUUGGACCUUCAUUUAUUUGGAUUUUGUGUUUGUUAACCCUGUUAUGUGGGCUUGAAGCCAAAAAAUAAAAGUUUCUUAAUUUUCGUCGGA